This is a messenger RNA of Microstroma glucosiphilum, 2041 nucleotides long. RefSeq lists its product as hypothetical. Bases 124 to 1752 code for a protein of 542 amino acids. The transcript has 3 exons. The record is from RefSeq and is a predicted model, not a curated record. Lineage: Eukaryota; Fungi; Basidiomycota; Exobasidiomycetes; Microstromatales; Microstromataceae.
AGAGCUGUACUCCUGGCCAAACGGUCUCACCUUCGUCAAAAUCAAGAAGGAAGACUCAGAAGAUUUCAUCGACGAUAUUAGCUCACAGGUCCUGCGUUAUGCGGUGAGUUCCUAGUACUCCUGAUGUUGGACUUUGUGCCGCAGAUACGUUGUGCUGACAUCCCGACUGGACCGCAUCGUCAGCGCAGAGUAUGUCAGUACCGUGCUCCCAUCUCCCACUUCCACUUUCUAACGUGGUGUGGACACAAGGUACGAUUAUGGUACCUCAACGCCAGUACCUAUGCUGCUUCUCUACCCUUUGACACUCGAGUUCAGAGCGAUCAGGUAGAGCUCGUCAAGAUCUUGCGUCUCAUAUCUCUGGAGGAGCAUUCUGCGCUCCUGGCUGGCCAAUGGCACAUUACAGCCCAGACGGAGUUCCACAUCGAGGUGGACGGUGACAAUCUGUCACUCUGUGAAAGGGUCACAAAUGCAAUGCAACCACUCGAAAGACGGCCCGGACCAUUCGGAUCCCAGACUGCGGUUUUCGCUGAGGGUGGCGGCGCCAGGGACGAACCGGUGCUCAUGAUCAAAAUCUCAUGGCUAGCACCACAUCUGCUGAGACAUGAAUUGGCGAUGAUGCGCACCAUUCAAAAGUUGGGCUUGCCGUACGCCCCUGUGGCCUACGGCAUGGUAGUGAUCCCGACCACAGGCUUUCAAGGCAAUCCCUGCGAGGAAUUAGACAUCUCAUCAAGCAGAUCUCGCGUUGCCUGUGCGCUACUGACCAAGCAACACAUCGGAGACCGCAUCGGCGCCCAAUGCUCGCCCCGCGAUGUCCUGAGCAUCCAUAUGCAGCUCGUAGACGUGCUCUUCAAGCUUGCAAAGGGGAACUUUCAUUACCGUGACCUAAAUACAGGUAACGUUCGUGUUCUGCAAGGCCACACGGACAUCCUCCUACUCGUAGAUUUGGGCAAUAUGCGGAGCAACUUCAGCCCAAGAGAACGACCGGAAAUGACGUACGCCGAAGCGAUGCUCGACAGAGCUACUGAUGACACCAGAUCGGCGAAUGUAGCGUUUCUGCCUACUUGCUGUCUAGAAGUCAAGAAUGCGAUCGAACUUUGGGCAGAGUCGCUUCACUCAGCGCAGAGGGACUUCCAAGCCGCUAUUAACAGAGAUCCCAGUCAUGGCGUCCAAUCCGGUCUGCAACGUAUUUCCGCCACGCUCGAGGUCUUUCGCAGUGUACUAAAAACGCUAGCGCUGCACUCCCAUCGUUACAUUGACGACUUGGAGAGUGCAUUGUACCUGCACGUCUGGACGAGAGCCUGCAACUACCACGCGAACGGGAACGAGAAUGCGAACGUAGAAAACUUGGGAGUGUUGGUCAAGCAACUUUGCGACCUCUCCGGCAAGCGAAAAGCAUGGAAGCGAGAUGCUUCAUGGCAUACGUUUCUCAACAAGUACUGUCCAAGGGCGUCCGAUGCGUGGACAGAUCUCAUGCGUGAAUUGCGAACGACCAUUUACGACGCUCGAGAAGAGCUGAAUCGAGACCUCGCAGAUCACUUUGACGCCAUAAACAGCCUCAAGCUCGACUCCUUGCAGGAUCGUUUGACAAGAGCACAAUGGGAACUUGGCGUGGAAGUGAAGGAUAUCAUCGUCGAGGUCUUUGGUGACAGAGGCAUUGCCGAAGAUACUGGGCUACACGACGUUGAACGAAGGUGCUUCGAGAAGUGCAGCAGCUUGAUGCGAGCAGCAGUAGCGUCGGGUCAAGAGAUGUGAGGAGAUGAGCAGCACGGAGAAACUCACGACUUUGAGAGGCGGACGACGCAGAGGGUUUCUGGGAGGCCCGUCGCUUUGCCUAAAGACGGUAAGCUGGACGAUGUGACUCGUGUGCUGCAGGAGUGCAGCACAUACUAUAUUCCCUGGCUAGUUUUCAAGAGCCCCUCCAAGGAGGCAAUGAAAUCUCCAUCUAUCACUUUCUCCCACCGCUCGUGGUGAUACAGUAGUCUUGGGACAACAAUGGUGUGCCUUCUCGCGACCCUUUUACCACUGCCACUACCACUGCCAC